AUGUUUCCAAAUGCAGGAACCAUGGUCAGUAAGGACGCCGGCCAAUGCGUGCUCACGACGUCAGAGAGCGACGUGGAACCCGCCGCCUGCCUGGCCCUCGAGAUGAAAUACGCCCUGGACCCCAACCGGCAGAUCAAGAAGCGGAACAAAGCCCUGCAGGUCCGGUUUAAGGACAUCUGCGAGGCGCAGAGCGAGCAGCGGGAUGCGCAGCUGCCCGUGGGGCCCGGGGCCGAGAAGCGGGAGGCCAGGCCCCCGUCCCACCGUGCGGCCUACCGCAAGUACAUGACGGUGCCCGCGCGGAGGUCCAUCCCCAACGUCACCAAGAGCACAGGCGUGCAGACCUCGCCAGACCUGAAGAAGUGUUACCAGACUUUCCCUCUGGACCGCAAAAAGGGGACCGCCCGGAGCGUCCCCGCCGCCGCGGAGGCCUUUAAGAGUCAGAACAACGGGUUUGUCGUAGAUGCGAAAGAGAAGAGCGAGGAAGGGCCCGGGGAGGAGGCCCGGCCGUGGGCUGCGGGCCGGGUGCAGACGACGGCGGCGCUGGUGUUCCGCUCCCACGAACACGUGAACGCCCCGGAGCGGCCCGCCGGGGCCAACUGCGCUGAGCCCUGCAGAAACCCCGGCGCGCACAGCUGCCCGGAAGCGCUGCCCCAAAACGCCGCCCGGCCCCCUCACCGCGAGCCCGACCACCCGCUGCACGGGGCAGUGAGGCAGGGCAGGGCCUCCCCAGACACGGAGGAAGCCGCUCCCGCGGCCCACGGCAGGGUGUUUAAGACGGAGGUGGCCACCGUGUACGCACCUGCUGCUGGCACCAAGGCCCCCGAGCCUGCCUUGUCGAACUCUGCCACUGGGAGCGAGGGGUCCCUGGGCCCCGCGGCCGCCGAGGAGCGGAGCAGGGCCGCCCAUCCCAAUGGGCUCCAGGCGCCCCCGACGCAGUGCCUGUCCCCCGCACGUAGUGACCAGCCCCCGCAGACUGAGGCCCCCGCGGGGCCAGAGCACCAGCCUUGUCCGACAGCGGUCGCUAUGGGUGAGGAAUGCCAACAAAUCGUGCCUCGUACGGAAGUGGUGGACCUCAAAGCACAGCUUCAGGUGAUGGAGAACUUGAUCAGCUCCAGCCAAGAAACCAUCAAAGUGCUCUUGGGGGUCAUCCAGGAGUUGGAGAAAGGAGAGGCCCACCGGGAAGGGCUUUCGUAUCGGACCGGGCAGGACACAGCUAACUGCGACACGUGCAGGAACAGCGCAUGUAUUAUCUACAGUGUGGAGCUGGACUUCAAGCAGCAAGAAGACAAACUCCAGCCCGUCCUGAGGAAGCUCCACACGUUUGAGGAAACUCAGGUCGCCCCUUCGCCUUACUCGCAGGAGACGUCCUCCGCGACCCCCAAGCAAAAAUCCAAAACGGAAUCCAAAAAGCACGGACGCUGGAAACUCUGGUUCCUCUAA
Pteronotus mesoamericanus is the source of this 1440-nucleotide messenger RNA. It is a transcript of the gene INSYN2A, whose product is annotated as inhibitory synaptic factor 2A. The record is from RefSeq and is a predicted model, not a curated record. Gene Ontology annotation, cellular component: postsynaptic density. Lineage: Eukaryota; Metazoa; Chordata; Mammalia; Chiroptera; Mormoopidae. The transcript has 3 exons. Gene Ontology annotation, biological process: inhibitory postsynaptic potential. Bases 1 to 1440 code for a protein of 479 amino acids.